Molecule: messenger RNA, 6009 nt
Organism: Phlebotomus papatasi
Lineage: Eukaryota; Metazoa; Arthropoda; Insecta; Diptera; Psychodidae
Gene: KCNQ
Product: potassium voltage-gated channel subfamily KQT member 4
Exons: 18
Coding region: 1110-3728 (872 amino acids)
Biological process (GO): transmembrane transport; potassium ion transport
Cellular component (GO): membrane
Molecular function (GO): voltage-gated potassium channel activity
Source: RefSeq, a predicted model, not a curated record
UGUCCGGAGAUUUUCCGCAAGGAUUGAGACACUUUUCCCUAAAAUUUGUUUAGCAGCUCGUGUGAUUUGCCAGGAAAAGUUCAUUGUUGGUACCGUUGGUGCAUUUUUGGAUUGAUUAAAAAUUUCCUUGAGAAAAUUUCUCUCGAAUGGAGCACUUUUCGAGAGGAAAAUCUUCGGGGGAAUCAUCGAAUGUGAUCAAAAUUAAUUCGUGCUUGGAACUAUUUUAACAUAGUCAUAAAUUAAGGUGAAGAUUCUCGAGGAACUUUUUUUUAGGAAAGUGUUUUUUUUGUGCUUAUGUCGCUGAUUGCGAGCGCCAAUUAAUUAGAAUUUAGUUCGUUAGGUCAGUCAAUGAGGUUGAGUUUUCCAUGGAAUUUUUCUUUUACAUCUCUGUGAGAAAUUAAGAACCAACUAAAUAAAAUUCAAUACCUUGUGCGUGCUGCGAAAUUGGUAGGUUGGAACGCUCGAGAAAAUUGAGAUUUAAGUGAUUUACUCAUUGUGACCUCAGUGAACGUUAACCAUAAAAAAUUUUCCUGAAAAAAAUAGGAGAAAAUGAGGAGAGAAAGUCAUUAAUUAAUGCUUUAUUCUCACUUACAAAGCCACAAAAGCGUACUUUCCAAUUUACUCAAUGCUUUACCAUAAAACCUUCUUAAGUUCUCAUUUUUCCAAUUUUGCAAGAUACGCCAAUUAAUUUUCAGUUCAUGAGUAAAAAGUGCAAAAUUCACGGAUGCAAUUUGUGGUGCUGACACCCAACAACAUAUAGAUUAUAAAUUGAUCCUUGUUGGGUGCACAGAGUGAUUGAUUAAAGUGGGGUGGUGCAUAUAGUACAUAAGAAAAUAUAAUAAUGAGGUUGAACGUAACAUAAACAUGAUUAAGUGAAACCUAAGGAUUUGUUGUGUAAAGAAAAUAACCAAAGUGCAAAGUGAAGAAAACUUUGAAUGUGUCUUCCGGUGAAUUGAGGAGGAAGAAAGUGUAAGGAUUGCGAAAGAGAAGCCCAGAGUUAAACCACAAGGAUACUUUUUGCUCAUCUUCAGCAGAUCUUGAGGCUAUCAGCUGAGUUGAUCACAUUCCUGAAGUGAUUCAGCAAUGUCUUUCUCCACAAGCUACCCUUGAUGGUGGGCCGUGUCUCCAGAAUGUCUGAAGCAAGUCGAAAUUUGUUGACGGUAGGCAAUUUGGAGAGUGGCUUUGGAGGUACGGGAGCAUGUACCAUUGGUGACAUCUUCGAGAACAGCGGUGAGGAUUGUUCUCUAUCUCCACCAUCCCUCAUCCACCCUCAAGAUCCAACUGAGGUACUGACGUUGACACAGAAGAAAAAGAAUGCUAAAGUGGAGUUUGUGCAGUUGGAUUCAACGGACAGGCCCGUCAACUUUGCAGACCGUGAUGAUGCUAUACAUGCCAAAAUCCUCGACGAAAUCCGGAAUGCCUGCAAGCUCUCUGACAAACAUCGGGCCGAUCGGCUUGCGAGGCCCCGAAUGUCUCUGUUGGGGAAGCCACUUAAUUACAACCGCGGCGCACGUCGAGAUGCCCGCUAUCGCCGCCUGCAGGCGAGAGUGUACAACUUUCUGGAGCGACCCCGAGGAUUUCCGGCAGUUUUUUACCACGUUCUAGUAUUUUUAAUGGUGUUCACAUGCCUGGCCUUAAGUGUAUUUUCUACAAUACAAGAAUACGAGCAACAAGCGGUUGAUCUAUUAUUCAGAAUGGAGAUAAUCGUGAUGGUUUGGUUUACAAUUGAAUUUUUUUUACGAUUGUGGUCUUCAGGAUGUCGAUCUCGAUAUCAAGGCGCCAUCGGGCGUUUACGAUUUCUAAAGAGGCCUUUCUGUAUCAUCGACAUAAUCACGAUAUGUGCAUCACUUGUGGUGCUUGGUAUGGGAACCUCGGGACAGGUGUUUGCGACCAGUGCACUGAGAGGCCUUCGUUUCUUCCAAAUACUUAGAAUGGUGCGAAUGGAUCGACGUGGUGGGACAUGGAAACUCCUCGGAAGUGUCGUAUAUGCUCAUCGACAGGAACUGAUAACAACGUUGUACAUAGGUUUCCUUGGCCUUAUAUUUGCUUCCUUUCUGGUAUACUUGAUGGAGAAGGAUGUAAAUAAAAAAUUUAAUAAUUUUGCUCAAGCUUUAUGGUGGGGCGUGAUAACAUUGUGUACAGUGGGAUAUGGCGAUAUGGUGCCUGAAACAUGGCAAGGAAAAUUAAUAGCAUCGUUCUGUGCUCUACUCGGAAUCUCGUUUUUCGCACUGCCGGCUGGAAUUCUGGGCAGCGGUUUCGCCCUGAAAGUCCAGCAACAACAGCGUCAAAAACAUAUGAUCCGCCGCCGUCAACCCGCGGCCACCCUCAUCCAAUCACUAUGGCGAUGUUAUGCUGCCGAUGAGCAUAGUGUCUCCGUGGCCACGUGGAAGAUCCAUCAAGUGCCACUGCCAAGUCCUCCUCCCUCAAUUAGUUGUAAAAGCAAAAACAAUGAUAGAACGGGAACAAACCAAAAAUCGCUGAUUAGGCGGGCAUCUUCUAGUUUCAAACACAACGCAUCCUUCGUGGCGCGUCUUCCAACCAUAAGGAGGCACAAAUCUCAAUCACUGCACUCACCGGGAAAUCCUAAGCCACCAACAGGGGCUACUUCCAGAUCAACCAGAGGACCACGAUCCAUGGGAGAAGCCAAUGCUUCGGCUGAGAACCUAGAAGUUACAAAUAAUGGAAGACCUAUGAAUGCCAGCUUGAGUGAGGAUUCUGUUGCUGAGACGGCACUCUCGAAAAAGAAUUCCGAUGAUGAGGAUGAGGAACCUCGAUGUAUCCAACUUACCAAUCAACAUAAGACAGCCAUACGGUUUAUCAGAAAGCUGAAGUAUUUUGUAGCAAGGCGGAAGUUCAAGCAAGCUCUUAAGCCGUAUGACGUAAAAGAUGUAAUGGAGCAAUAUGCCAUUGGACAUGUGGAUUUGCUGGGUCGUGUGAAAAAUGUUCAAAAUAGAUUGGAUCAAAUUUUGGGCAAGCAAGGCUCGAAAGCAAAAGACGUUUAUGCCUCAAAGAUUAGUUUGGCAUCUAGAGUCGUAAAAGUGGAACGGCAGGUCGAUGAUAUUGAAACAAAGCUGGACACUUUGAUAGAUCUCUAUAUGCAGGAUAGAAAGAGAUUCCUCUCGCUUCCAAUAAUUUCCGAUUCCCAACAUUCCAAUAAUUCCAACCUUCCACCACUGCCUCCCAAUCCUCCAGGUGGUGGCGGAGCCUCGGCGGGCAUUACGACCGUUGCCACUACGUCAAUGUCUUCGGGCAGCAGUGGAUCACUGAAGGUAGCUGGCGGCAAAUACCAGUCUUCAAUUGAUACGGGCUGUCAUCCAGGAAGUGACACCCUUUCUUCUGCCUUUCAGCCGAAGCCCAUUCUCAUAGAUAAGCAAUUCUCAGAACCAAACUCACCCAUCACAAAGACAUUUGAACAGCCCGUCCAGCGAAGGCCACCGAUGCACAGGGGCUUCUCUGAUCUCAGCAAUCGAAUGAAGAAGCGUGUGACACUCAGUUCCAUUCCUACCCAAUAUGUUAGCAACAAUACUGAACAGCAUGAUGGAAGUGGUGAUGUUGUGAUAGUUGUGAAUGCCCUAGAUGAUGGUGAUCCAAUUGAGACCGACGUUGUAGUCGGGGGACUUCCAGAUGUAUGCAUUGAGACAGAGGGUGAUGUCGAACCCAACAGCCCCAAGACAAUAACAGAAAGUUCAACAUCAUAUGACGAUUACUCCUCAUCAACAUCGCUCUAACAUCAAAGUGCACCUCCUCAAUGUAGCCAAAAUGGAAAAGUUGUCCUUAACAUCUUCAAUUUUACAAAGCUAUUUCAAAUUUGUUAUCAACACUUUAAUGUUUCCAUUUUUCAAGUGGUCGAAUGAAAAUAAAUUGCAAUGCUUUAUUUUAAAAUGUCCUUGAAAAGAACCAAAUUAUCUCUAAAAAUCAUUAGAUAAACGAUACUUAGAUAAACGAAACGUAAAUAAAUGUUAUGCAUUAAGAUGUACUUAACUGGAAUUUUAUCUUGGAAUAUUAUUUUGAAUUUAUGAGAUGGAAAAUUGGAUAAUUAGGAAUAUAUUCAUCGCUAUUCUUGCGAAAUUUUGGACGAUUACCCCACGAUGAUGUUCUCAUCAUUUAUCUAUUUGCUGCACGAUAUCUCCUUUUUGAAUAAAACUAAAUAUAUAGUGGCACUUUUUCCACUGGCUACGUUGAACAUUCCAAAUAACACGAAAAAUUCGAUGAAGAGUGUGAGUGAAAUUGACAUAAUUAAAUCCCAAGAAAUGUUCUUUUCGUUUUAUAUCCCAAAAUAUUUAAAUUAUUCCUCCCUCCCCAUUUCAAAUCUCUAUCUACUUCUCUCUAUAGUCUUUUCAAUGGCAAAUUUAUAGUUGGUGUAAUCAAUUUAUAUUUUUUUUUCAAUUUAUUAAAUUAGAGAGUGUCAAAAUUCUGCGUAAUGUGUUUGGUGUUUUCGCCCAAAAUUUUAUAAUGCCUUUAUAUUGAGUAAACUAAUUAUUUAUCAGAAGUGUGCAUUAGUUAAAUUUUACCGCGAUUCUUUACAUACAAUAAGUUUUACUUCUGUUUUCUUUUUUUUUAUUUUCAAUUUGGUUUAAAUAAUUAUUUGGAGGGGAAAAUGUAACCGAUUAAUAUUUUCCUUUUAAGGUGAUCAAUAUUUCUCGCACCAAAAAUAAGCUUAACUUGCCCCUUGGAUUUAAAAAACUGAAUCAGGUUAAGGGUUAACUGCUUUCAUAAAUUUAAAUUUAUUAGUAUAACCGGUUGGGGACUCAAUGGGUCGAGUGGUAGAGUGCUCGCUCUAUGAUACAAGUGUCUCGGGUUCGAAUCCUUUUUCGGUCAUCAGACAUUUUUCUAGCAUAGGAGUUCAGAUUGCAUCCGGUGAGGCUCACUGAACUUGAUUCCAUGGGGCAUGGGACUGACAACCCCAAUCCGUGUAAGAAUAAAUACUAAUGCGUGUAUAGAAAUCUCCUUACGGGAAAGCCUAGUUCCUCUAUGGAAUUAAUAUUAUCAUUAAUAUUAAUACAUCCGUUCCCACAUGCUCUUUACAAAUUUCUUUUCUUUCAGUUACAACAAUAACUUUUAGGUUUAUAGAACACGAGAAUUUCGUCAAAGUUCAAUAGGUGGCAGUAAAUCUAUUUUUCAAAUGUAAGGUUAAGCAGAGCGAAGUAAUAAUUUAGAAAAAAAAACUUUAUGUUAAAAGAAAAUAAGGAAAUAUUUUUAUUCUCUUUCAUUUGAUAACGGAUUUAUUUAUUUUUUUUAAUAGGAUCGAAGAAACACCUCUUCGGCAGAAAACCCCUAUUGACCCUUCCGCCAAAAUAUUAAAAUUUAUUUAACGUACCUUUUGCUAUAAGGAGGACAGUUCAAAUUUCGUAACUUAAUUGUUACUGGAAGGUGUCAAUGUCAAUAGAUCAUCACAGAAGUUCUUAAAGUGUCAAUAGGUGUUCCGUUCACCCUAUGGUGUAAUUUAUUGAUGUAGAAGAAACUAGAGCACCACUGAAGAUGGGGUAGCACUUAACUCUUUCGCGUCCCACUUUUAUUCAGCAGAUGAAUUCAUGUAAAAUUGAGUUUUUCCUAAUGCUUUAUGAUCAAAUAUAAUAGUUCAGAGAGGAAAAAAAAUUUCCAUUGCGUGGAAACUCGGAAAAACCCCGGGUCAUAUAUGACCCUGUUGUCCUCGAGGGAAGUGUACAUACCAUUAUCAAAAUCUAUAUCACGGGCUUUUUAAGAGUUUUUUUUGCUUGAAGUUGUUAAUUUGGCCAAAACCAUGGCAAACUGGAUUGUCUUAAUGAACACUGUACUCCUGGUGUUCAAGGAAUCUUCCUGGUAAUCCCUUUGAACAGUCACUGUCACAAUAUUUUGAGUGGUAUUUGGCAAAAAUAAACUUAUCCACAUAUUUAUUCACACACAAUACAAUUGCACAAUAUGAGACGCUUGCAGAAUACUCUAAAAUAUUGCAAAAUAUGUUAUAAUUCAUCAGAUAUAAGAUGAAAUGUCCAGGAGCAAGAUGUCCCACCUGCAUUUCACAAAGAAAAA